Closterium sp. Yama58-4 is the source of this 2844-nucleotide messenger RNA. NCBI's taxonomy places the organism in Eukaryota, Viridiplantae, Streptophyta, Zygnematophyceae, Desmidiales, Closteriaceae. The record is from the annotation of a GenBank genome assembly.
AUGCGGGAGGAGGUCGCUGGCCUCCAACUCGCUGCUGCUGCCAGGCCUCGCUUCUCCCUCGCCGCGAGGUUCCUCAAACGGGCGAUUGAGGAUCCCAACACCAACUACACCAUUAUCCAGAACACAACCAUAUUACUUCCAUCCAACCAGGCAUUAAUCGACACGCUGCUGCGAGUUUGGGACAACGGAACCGAGUGGGGGCGUACAAUCUCAUACAACAUCAUUAGUGGCCUGUACACGCUCCGUCAGCUGCGCCAGCUGCCUCGCAAUGCUGAAAUUCCAACAUUGUUGGAAGGGGCAAACCUGACCAAGUUCAAUCCUAGGUUCAGUGUGGCGAUUGGCCAGCCGGAAACGAAGCUGGUUACGUGGGCAGCGGUGAAACUACCCAAUCUUCAUGAUGGAGUGUUUCUAAAAGCACAUGGUGUGGAUAGAGGAGCAACGGAGGAAGCGUCCCCAUCGAAUGCGCGAGUCGACGAGUUGACUGUUGCAGCAGCAGGUGCUGUUACCGCAGCAAACACUAGCGAUAUGGGGUUUGAGGGGACUCAAGAAGCGGAGGGAGCGGUAACGAUGGACUCGCGAAUAGGUGAACCGACCGUUACAGCAGCAGGUGCUAGUGAAGAUACUGCGGCUGAUGCGGUGGUUAGCAGUUCUCCAGCUAACAUUAGUGAAUAUAUUGCUGCGAAUGCUUGCAUGUCCGCAGCAAGCGCUAGCGAAUCGGGGUUUGAGGGGCCUCAAGUCGAUGAGUUGACCGUUACUGCAGCAGGUGCUAGUGAAGGUAGUCUGACGGCUGUCGAUGAAUCGGCCACAGCAGGUCCUUGUGAAGAUAAUCUAAAGGCUGUCGAUAAAUCGGCCACAGCAGGUCCCAGUGAAAAUAAUCUUACGGCUGUCGAUGAAUCGGCCACAGCAGGUUCUAGUGAAAAUAAUAUUACGGCUGUCGAUAAAUCGGCCGUCGCAUUAGCCGGCGCGAACGAAGGCAAUGCUUCGGAUGUUAGCAAUUUCGCAGCAGACGCUAGCGAAUCAGGGCCUGAGGGGCUUCAAGAGGAGGAGACAGCGUCAGCGAUGGCUUCGCGAGCAGAUGAACCGACUGUUGCGACCGCAGGUACCUCUGAAGAUAAUGCAGGGUAUGCUAGCAACUCCGCAGCGAACCCUAGCGAAUCGGGGUUUGAGGGGCCUCAAGUCGAUGAGUUGACUGUUGCACCAGCAGGUGCGAGUGAGGAUAAUGCUGCGCCUGUCGAUGAAUUUAUAGAUGCGGCAGCGAAUUCUACGGACGGUAAUGCCGCCGCUAGCAAGUCAGCAGCUGAUAACGACUCUGCCACAAAUGCACAAGACGGUGCAGCACUUGCACAGGACGGAGCCGCACUUGCACCGCACGGAGCCACACUUGCACAGGACGGAACCACAGCGUUACAAGACGGAGCCAUCAUGCUGUUACACGACCGUGAUACAGUGUUACAUGUCCACGUGCCCUCAGCCCAAGGAAACGACUCGUCAUCGGAUCUUCCGACCGAGCCACCACUGAAGGAGGGUCCGGAGCCGGCGCCGUCAGUGCAGGCAGAAGUACCUCCUGCCGAACCAAGCAUCAGCAGCAUUUGGAGACGGAGGGGAUUGGGGCAGAAAGAGGGGGAGGAGCAGCAGAAGCGUACAGGCGAACUUGAGGGGGAGAAGGGGGAGCAAGAGGAGGGGAAGGGGGAGCAAGAGGAGGGGAAGGGGGAGCAAGAGGAGGGGAAGGGGGAGCAAGAGGAGGGGAAGGGGGAGCAAGAGGAGGGGAAGGGGGAGCAAGAGGAGGGGAAGGGGGAGCAAGAGGAGGGGAAGGGGGAGCAAGAGGAGGGGAAGGGGGAGCAAGAGGAGGGGAAGGGGGAGCAAGAGGAGGGGAAGGGGGAGCAAGAGGAGGGGAAGGGGGAGCAAGAGGAGGGGAAGGGGGAGCAAGAGGAGGGGAAGGGGGAGCAAGAGGAGGGGAAGGGGGAGCAAGAGGAGGGGAAGGGGGAGCAAGAGGAGGGGAAGGGGGAGCAAGAGGAGGGGAAGGGGGAGCAAGAGGAGGGGAAGGGGGAGCAAGAGGAGGGGAAGGGGGAGCAAGAGGAGGGGAAGGGGGAGCGGCCAGAGAGGAUGGAGAUGGACGGAGAGGGAGAACGCGGGUGCAGAUUGCUCGCAACGACAGGCCUGAAGAACCAAGACCUCCCUCUCACUCACCUGCUGUCCUCGUUACAAGCUGCAUCUGUAUCCGCCACAGCAGUCGCAACGACCGAUAACAACCUACACCCAGGUUCAGCGCUACACAGGGCUCCGGCAGAAGCCGCAGUUGUGUUAUCCACCAAUCAGCACGCAUUGGCCGCACAGGCACGCCGGGUGAUACUGAGUCAGCUUAUAGGGGAGCUGGAGGCGAUUCAGCCAGGCGGGGCUGGGAUGGAGGGGCAGCAGCAGCAGCAGCAGCAGGAGGGGGCAGCGAGCAAGUGCGUGGGUCUAACCCCACAGGAUGGUGAGAGUUCUGAUGAUGAUGAGGAGGAGGAGGAUUUGGAAAAAAGAAUUACCUUUUCUGGGCCGGUUGGCGUGGGAAAACAGAGGGUGGAUGGGAGGUUGGGAUGGGACAGCAAGGAGCAGAGGGUGAGGGGGACGGGUGGAAGGGCAGGGCACACGUGGCAGGCUUGGAGUGGUCAGUUGCUUGGAGGAGGAAGGAGGCUGUUUGGAAGGGUGCCUUCUGUGGUGCAGCGGGCGCGAGCGGGAGCAGGAGGAGGAGGAGGAGGAGGAGCAGGCGGGGGUGGCAAGGCUUCGUCUCAUGUGUGGCCUGACGUGUACGGCUGUGCGGGGCUGAGCGUUGGUGUGGGAGAGGUGAAGGAUUCUGAGAGGUAG